This is a messenger RNA of Cetraspora pellucida, 1242 nucleotides long. Lineage: Eukaryota; Fungi; Glomeromycota; Glomeromycetes; Diversisporales; Gigasporaceae. The record is from the annotation of a GenBank genome assembly.
AUGUCAACCAAAUCUAAAAAGAGAAAAUCUCAAGCGCCCAAAGAGGACGUUCAAACUGUCAAUGUUGGCACAUCGAAAAAUAAAGAAGAAAUAGUACCACCUUUCCAAAGAGAACCGUCUGCAGUUCUUAUGGAAGGUGUUGAACACACCAAAGUUAUUCCAGGCAUGGAAGUUAUUUCAGAAACUGCAAGUAUCGAAGAAAUCAAAAAUAACUGGAGUCGUGAACACGUUAUUUUAUUUCUAAAGCUCAAGAAAGAGAAAAAGGAGUUGGAUAUCGAAAACCAAGAUAUCAAAAUAAUUGAGAAUAAUCGAGAAAUUGUACAAGAUGCUGUGAAUAAAGCAGUUAAUGAAAAAUCGUUUGAGGUGAUUAGUGUGUCAAAGCUAAGUUGGACCAAAAUGAACAAAAUCGAGAAAGCUAUAGGCCUUAAUACUAUGCGAGUUAGUGUUGAAGAUUUUCCAGACACUUCCAUCAUAAAAUGCAAUGGAUUUAAAUGGGAUAUGGAAAAAGAUGAAGACAAACAAAUGCAAGAUGUCAAAAACUGGUUUAAAAAUGUAUUAAAUUUAGAAGAAGGUUAUUCUAUCGAAGAUGUUCAUAAAUCUACAAAGAAAGAAGUAACAUUAGAUAAAGCGCGUACUAUAUUACGAAGCGGAUUUGAUAUCGCCAUUGGCCCAAGUCGAACGGAAUGUAUCUAUAUAGAAACAAAAAAAAAACUCCAAGAAUUAAAGGCAGAGGAAGCUCAAGCUAAAGGAGAAUUACUUAUCGCAAAUGCGGAUGUUGCAUUAGACGUAUUGGUUGUGUUGACAGAUUGUAACGACAGGUGGACCUUUUUUUUUAUAACCAAAUCUGAAGAAGGUUCGGUUGAGAAAUAUUACAUCGUAACUGCAUAUAUUGAUAACCGUGAAAAGGCAUUAGGCUUAAUCAAAGCCUUCGUUAUAGAACAAGGAAUCCAAUUUGAUAAAAUUAUGGGAACAAAUAAAAGAAGCUUAGAAAAAGAAGAGAUAAAUGUUAGAGGGCCCUUUUCAAAAAAAGCGAAGUUCAUAGAAGAUGUUGAAUUUUGUGAUGAGAGAAUGUUAGAUAUGAUUCCAGAUAUGACGGAUAAUGAAUUACGUCGCAUGUUUACAAGAUGGAGAUUAAGGGCGCUUGAAAAGUCAGUUCCUAUUAGUGAAAAACCUAUUAUACAACAGUACAUAUCAGAAUAUAGUGAUGAUUAUGAGAAACAUGUAACCUCAAUAUAUUCAUAA